Entamoeba invadens IP1 is the source of this 969-nucleotide messenger RNA. RefSeq names its product myosin heavy chain, clone, putative. Lineage: Eukaryota; Evosea; Mastigamoebida; Endamoebidae. The transcript has 3 exons. The record is from RefSeq and is a predicted model, not a curated record. The coding region runs from base 1 to 969 and encodes 322 amino acids.
AUGGAAGACCAAGUCAAAGCACUCAAUGCACAAGUUUCAUUACUUAAAUUCCAAGUCAGUGCACCAGCUUCUGUUGCUCAAGAAGAAGAGAAGAACAUGUUGAAUGCAAGAUUUGCUGAAAUUCAAGCCCAACCCGAUGAAGAAAGACAGAAUGCUGACACGAAUGACUUGACUGUCCAAGUUGAUCAACUCACAGACGAGAAGAAGAAGAAUAAGGAUUUGGAGGAAAUGGACAAGAUGAUCAACGACUUGAAUGCUGAAGUCGACAUGGCACACAAACAACUUGACACUGCAAAUGAUGACAAAGAUGGCAAUAAAGCGAUGAAACAGAAAUACCAAGACGAACUGAAGAGCGUUAGAACUGAACUUGAUCAAGAAAAGAAAGACCAUUCCAAGACCCAAUUGAUUAAAGGAAAGUACGAGAAAGAUAUCGCUGAAAUCACAGUCAAAGCUGAAACCCUUGAGAAGAACGUCCAGAUGGCUGAACAAGAGUAUGUCAAGACUAUGAGAGAUUAUAAAACUGCUUCAGAAGAAUUGAUGAGAACAAAGACAGUACUCGAUGAGAAACAAAACGAAUGCGACAAACUUGAAGACGAUAUGUCCAAGAUGAAGACUGAAUUGGAAGCCCUUGAACAAGCUGCUAAGACUUAUAAACAGUCGAAGAACACUUAUGAGAAGAAGUUGACUGAACUGAAUGAGCAACUUGACAAACUCAGAGAAGUGAUGGAAAACGAAAAUGAAUUCGGUGAAUAUAAGGAACAAGCCGAGAAUUCCAUUAAAUUGUUAGUUGCUCAAAAGGCUGAUUUACAGAAGGAACUUGAGAAAGAGAGAACAAUAAAACAAAACUCUGAUAAAGAAACUCAAAAACUUGGAACUAAAGUCACUGAUUUCGAAGCAAAAUUUACAAAAGUUGCUGCUUUAUUUGCGUUAAUUGAAAACAAAAUGCGAAACAGAAUUGGAAGAAAUUGA